Chlorella variabilis is the source of this 1359-nucleotide messenger RNA. RefSeq lists its product as hypothetical. Gene Ontology annotation, cellular component: cytoplasm. Lineage: Eukaryota; Viridiplantae; Chlorophyta; Trebouxiophyceae; Chlorellales; Chlorellaceae. Gene Ontology annotation, molecular function: translation regulator activity; mRNA binding; single-stranded RNA binding. The coding region runs from base 1 to 1359 and encodes 452 amino acids. The transcript has 10 exons. The record is from RefSeq and is a predicted model, not a curated record. Gene Ontology annotation, biological process: positive regulation of cytoplasmic translation.
AUGGCCUACGUUCGACCUGGCUGCCCCAGCGUCUCAACUUGGGACGACUAUGGCGACGCCCAAACGGAGAUGUCGGUGGCCCCCGUGAAGAAGGGCGGCAUGGAGGCGCAGAGUGGGCCGGCGCGCAGCGGCUGGGGCGCGCCGCCGGUGCCGGCGGGCGGCUACUCGGCAGAAGAGCUGGCUGCGCUGGCCGAGGAGGACGAUGACGACUGGGGUCAGGCGGCGCCCGCCCGCGCCCCCGCCGCCCCGCAGCCGCCGCCGCCCCAGCUUGGCGCGCCCCCAGCGGGCGAGGUGCUGUGCCCCACCUGCGGCGGCGCCUGCGUGCAGCGCACCUCCAACACAGCCAAGAACCCCAACAGGCGCGCCACGCAGCCGAGCGCCUCUGCCCAGCACCCACCCGUCGUGCAGUUUGUCAAGUGCCCCAACGAGUCCUGCUCGUAUUUCAAGUGGAUGGAUGAGCUGGGUGCCGCCGACGGCGGCGCCGCGGGCGGCGGCGGCGGCGGCUACGGCAGCCCCGCCGCCAAGCGGCGCAUCACGGGCUACGGCAGCCAGCAGGCAGGGCUGCCCGCCCGGCCGGCGCAUGCGCUGGCGUGUGGCGGCAGCCAGGGCGCCUACAAGGCAGGGUACGGCUACGGUGGCGGCGCCGCGCCUCCUCCCGUGCCUGGUGCCAGCACCUUCCAGGCAGCCGCCGACGGCGGCGCGCUGCGGGACCGCUCCAACGAUCUGUGCUACAAGUGCAACCAGACGGGGCACUGGAGCAGGGACUGCCCCAACCAAGGGGGCGGCGCCGCCGGCGGAGGCUAUGGAGGCGGCGCCGGGGGCGGCGGCUACGCCGGCGGCGGCUCGGCGUGGGGCGGGCCUCAGGGCGGCGACGCCGGCGGCGGCGGCGCCUAUGGCGGCGGUGGGGGUGGUGGCGGCGCCAAGACUGGCAGCUGCUUUAAGUGCGGCGAGACGGGCCACUGGAGCAGGGACUGCCCGAACCAGGCCGCAGGUGGUGGUAGCAGCGCUGGUGGCGGCGGUGGGGCCUAUGGCGGGAGCUAUGGAGGCGGCGGCUACGGCGGUGGCGCCAAUGGCGGCGGUGGGGGUGGCGGCACCAAGAACGGCAGCUGCUACAAGUGCGGCGAGACGGGCCACUGGAGCAGGGACUGCCCCAACCAGGGCGGUAGCGGCGGCGGCGGUGGCGGCUAUGGUGGUGGUGGCGGCGGCGGAAGCUACGGAGGCUACGGCGGCGGCGGCGGCUACGGCGGCGGCGCCUCCAAGCGCAAGUAUGGCGGCGGCGGCGGCGCGCGCGGGGAUGCGGGCGCCUGCUUCAAGUGCGGCGGCGACGACCACUUCUCGUCUGCCUGCCCCAACAAGUAG